CCCUACACAUAAAACUUGUAUGUCCCCUUUCAUUUGAUACUCCUUAUAUAAACUCCCUACUAUUAGCCCCACCUUCUUCAUUAUCUGCACCAUUUCCUAGUCUGCUCGUGUGCUUCUUCUUCUUCUUCUUUUUCUCUUUGUUAAGUAAAACUUAUUUUUCUUUUUUUUGCACCAUCUAAUUAUAAUAUGUCUACAGGAUCAUCACCUUGCGGCGCAUGUAAAUUUUUGCGCCGCAAGUGUGCUGCCGAUUGUAUCUUUGCUCCUUAUUUCUGUUCGGAACAAGGUCCUGCUAGAUUUGCAGCCAUACAUAAGGUGUUCGGAGCGAGUAAUGUUUCUAAAUUGUUGUUGCACGUUCCUGUACCUGAUCGAUGCGAGGCUGUUGUUACUAUUGCUUAUGAAGCACAAGCUAGGAUCAAAGAUCCUGUUUAUGGAUGUGUUGCACAUAUUUUCGCUUUACAACAACAGGUAGCAUACCUGCAAGCUCAACUUAUGCAAGUGAAGACUCAGCUAGCACAAAGUUUACUCAACAAUUCAAGAAAUUCAGAAAAUUCUUAUCCUCAUCAUGAAUGGCCCAACAUUAAUAUGGCAUCAUCAAUUGGGCUAAUGGCAUCAUCUUUCCCACCUAACAAUAAUAAUAAUAAUCCAACAUACACUAUGAACUCCAAUUCAUCACCACAAAGUUCACUUGAAUCAAUUGAUCAUUAUAGUGAUGGAAUGAACAACAAUAAUAAUAAUGUGCAAGAGAUACAAAGCCGAUUAGACCAAGUGUUUUAUCAUCAAGCGGCCUAUAGUAGUAGUAAUAGUAAUAGUAGGAAGAGACCUUCUCAAACUGAUUUGGGUGAACUUCAAGCAUUGGCUCUUAGGAUGAUGAAAAACUAAUUAAUUAGUUAGUAGUAGUACUUUUUUAAAUUUCUUUGUUUAAUCUAAAUCAUGCAUGUGUAUAUACGCUAUGAGAGAGAGAGAAAGGAAACUUUGAUCCAUCUUAUGUUAAUCAAGAGCCUAAAAAGGAGGCUUUUUUCCCAAGGAGAUUAAUAUAUUACUGCAAAACUGAUCUUUACUAUAUAUUCUUAUCUUUGUCCUUCU
This is a messenger RNA of Solanum dulcamara, 1083 nucleotides long. Its product is annotated as LOB domain-containing protein 16-like. The record is from RefSeq and is a predicted model, not a curated record. Gene Ontology annotation, cellular component: nucleus. Bases 187 to 879 code for a protein of 230 amino acids. The transcript has 2 exons. Gene Ontology annotation, biological process: hormone-mediated signaling pathway; positive regulation of DNA-templated transcription. NCBI's taxonomy places the organism in Eukaryota, Viridiplantae, Streptophyta, Magnoliopsida, Solanales, Solanaceae.